UAAUUCGUGAACAGUUGCAGCUUGUCCUCCAUCGCAAUCGGAACGGUUUCCUUCAACAUGAGCAUCUUUGAGUUGUUCGUGAUCUUCAGUUCGUUUUGUGUGAUUCGAAGUGAUUUCAUCGACGCAUCCUACCAGUGCGGAAUUCGGAAGCAUUCAUUCGUCCAGCUGGUGCAUCGCGGAUGGAAAGUGGAAGAAGGUCAAUGGCCAUGGCACGUAGCCAUGUUCCACAAAACGGGUAGCAGUUCCCGUGAGUACGCUUGUGGUGGUACUUUGCUAGACCAGAAACACGUCCUGACGGCAGCCCAUUGUGUCGUGAAUCGUGAUACCCAAUAUCCAUUGCCAGCAGCCAGCAUUGAGCUCCAUUUUGGGCAACAAAAUCUCUCGAAGAUGACUGAUCAUACGCAGAUUCGAGACGUCAGCAAGGUUCACAUUCAUCCGGAAUAUUCCACGCAUCGGAAUGAUGUAGCAGUGUUGGUCAUAAGAUUGCCAGUGGAGUUUACGGACUUUGUUAUCCCGAUCUGCAUGGAUCAACGAGCGGACAGAGAUCUGCGGAAUUUGGAAGGUCAACGCGGUUGGAUAACCGGUUGGGGAACGACGCAGAGUGGUGCCAUAUCGGAUGUACUUCGGACGGCCUCCAUGCCAGUAGUUAGCUAUCUUCAGUGCUUCAACGAUGAUCAAACGCUAUUCGGGAACAUACUGAAUCCGAAUGUGUUCUGCGCUGGUGAUCGUAACGGAACCAGUCCUGGCACGGGGGACAGUGGAGGUGGAAUGUACUUCAAUGAAGGGGAUCGCUGGGUGCUGAGAGGCAUUGUAUCGUUUGCAAAAGCAGAUGAGCUGAAGGCAGAAGUCGAUACCUCGAAGUAUGCAGUGUUUGUCAAUGUGCAGCGCUUUCUGACGUGGAUCAAGGAAAUUACGGACGAAAGCAAACCUGCCGCAAAUAGACCAAAACGGAUUAGCGAAAAAGAGUGCGAUCGAUUUAUGAGUCUGACUAAAAAAAGAGCAAAUGGGAUUUGUGCGAAUUCUAGAUUCCCGCAUACGGUUUCGCUCAUCUACCCUGACAGUGAAGCUAAAUGUACCGGUUUCCUAGUCAAUGAAAAUCACGUGAUAACUGCUUGUCAUUGCAUGCGUGAUAGUAAUAAACAGAGGCCUUCAAAAGUACAAAUUGAUACAUAUGGUGAGACGGAUGUAUUGGAAAUGACCUGUCACCCAGAAUUCAAACCAAGAUACGUUUACCAUGACCUGGCUGUCGUUAAACUGAACACAUCUAUCAAUCUGUCAAGCAAUUUGAUUCCGGCAUGUUUGGCGAGCAAUUGGACAGAGAAUUUGUACGACACGCUGCUCCAAACCGGUUUCGGUACAAGCUCAUUGUCAGGUACCAAAAAAUUCAUCGAGUCUGAUGAGAAUCAGGUCAUCACCAAAGAAGAGUGCGAUCGACAGCUACCGGAAUCAAGACGUGCACCUAACGGUGUCAUUUCCGGUCAGCUGUGUGUGAUAAACAACGAUCGGUUAAGAACUAGCAGUUUUGGUUCCUCCGGUAGUCCUCUGCAGUCUGCCAACAGUCGAACAUGUAUGUACACGGUAGUGGGAGUAACAAGCUAUGGAAACUUGGACCACGAAGGAGUCCGAGAGACGAAUAUCACUGUGAUUGAUGUUUACACUCGAGUUUCCCACUAUCUGGAUUGGAUUGAAGAAAUCGUCUGGAAUGUUGAGCCUCCGAUGAUAACUACAAGCAGUGCACCAUCACUCGGCAAUGAUUUUGUCUUCCCAGAUAAUUGAACUGACUAGAACAUUCCCAGAGGUUGUGCGCUUUAAAAAACGUAUUCUAGAAGACGCAAGUUGGUUAGGGUUCUGGUACCUUCUGACUGAAAUGAAUCUUAAAAUUUUGUAAUUGUCCACGCUCUUUCAGGUCUUUCUAUCACAGUCCCAAAACUCAACUCGACAUUGCACAGUGGUCCACAGGAUGGGAAUUUGAGGCGAAAAGUAGUCCUAGAACUUUUGUUUUAAAAAUAAGACGUUUAGUGCCUU
Messenger RNA from Ochlerotatus camptorhynchus, 2025 nucleotides. RefSeq names its product polyserase-2-like. The record is from RefSeq and is a predicted model, not a curated record. Gene Ontology annotation, molecular function: serine-type endopeptidase activity. Gene Ontology annotation, biological process: proteolysis. The transcript has 6 exons. Lineage: Eukaryota; Metazoa; Arthropoda; Insecta; Diptera; Culicidae. The coding region runs from base 58 to 1776 and encodes 572 amino acids.